AGUUCUACUUUUUUGUGGAGAGAGAAACACAGCUCUUGACUCUAUUUUUACUUUAUUUUUUUAAGCACUGCUGACAGAGUUAAGAUAACUUUUUAUUAUACCAUGUAUAACUAUGAAAUAGCAUUAAUAGGGGAAGGAUGUAAUAAAUUAAACAUUUCUUCAUUUUAGAGAGAGAAGAUGGAAACAUCAUUGGUUUUCUUUCCUCAAUUAAAUAUGUGUGAAUCAAAAGAAAAAGCUUUUUUCAAGUUAAUACAUGGUUCAGGAAAAGAAGAAACAAGCAAAGAAGCGAAAAUCAGAGCUAAGGAAAAAAGAAAUAGGUUAAGUCUUCUUGUGCAGAAACCUGAGUUUCAUGAAGAAACCCACUCCAAUAGAUCUGGGCAAUUGGCCAAAGAAACAAGAGUCUCCCCUGAAGAAGCAGUGAUAUGGGGUGAAUCAUUUGACAAACUGCUUUCCCAUAAAGAUGGACUGAAGACUUUUACCACAUUCCUUAAAACUGAAUUCAGUGAGGAAAACAUUGAAUUUUGGAUAGCCUGUGAAGAUUUCAAGAAAAGUAAAGACCCUCAACAAAUUAUCAUUAAAGCAAAAGCAAUAUAUGAGAAAUUUAUACAGAAUGAUGCUCCCCAAGAGGUUAACCUUGAUUUUCACACCAAAGAAGUCAUUAGCAAGAGCAUCACCCAACCUACCCUACACAGUUUUGAUGCUGCGCAAAGCAGAGUGUAUCAGCUUAUGGAACAAGACAGUUACACACGUUUUCUGAAAUCUGAUAUAUAUUUAGACUUGAUAGAAGGAAGACCUCAGAGACCAACAAAUCUUAGAAGACGAUCACGCUCAUUCACCUGUACGGAGUUCCAAGAUGUAAAGUCAGAUGUUGCCAUUUGGUUAUAAAGAAAAUUAAUUGUGUUCAUUUUGGUGGCAAACCUGUAAUCUGCUUUUAAGAUAUAGCAUGUUUACUUCUAACAAAUGAGUACAUGUUUUAAAAUAAAAUGCGUUGUGUCAAAGGAUUUUAAAAAUGGAAAUCAAAACUUAACAUUAUAACAACACAUACUAUAUCUGCCAGUAUAUUCUGUAAAGCCUCCAUUUGACUUAAUUCCAUUCAUAAUCAGAAAAACAUAUUACUUAAUGGAAAGAAAGUAAAGAAGUAAUAAGAAUGUGUUAUAAGACUGUAAAGUUGAGUUAAAGUUAAGCUUUUGCAAAAUUGUCUAUACUUAGACCAAAUAUCUACUUUGGAUAUUUUUUCUACAUGUAAAGAAAGUUAAUGUUCAGAUAUCCAUAUAUUCAGAACACAUUAUCCAUAAUGACGAAGACUCUUUCACUCUCAGUCAUAGAGAGUAGAAGUGAUCUGGUUCUUAUAAUAGGAGAGGACAAUCAUUGUUCUUGGGUUACUAACCCUGUUUCAAGAAUAAACAAUGUAUCACUUCUAGUUAUAAGCCAGAAACAGGAACUUUGGGGAAGACACAUUCACCUCUGUAGAACUUCCAGGUUAAACAUGACCCACAUUGAUA
Molecule: messenger RNA, 1502 nt
Organism: Enhydra lutris kenyoni (northern sea otter)
Lineage: Eukaryota; Metazoa; Chordata; Mammalia; Carnivora; Mustelidae
Gene: RGS18
Product: regulator of G protein signaling 18
Exons: 5
Coding region: 178-885 (235 amino acids)
Source: RefSeq, a predicted model, not a curated record